UAGGUAGAGCUGCCUGACAAAUAAUGCUCAGGGAUAACUUUGACCCUGACAGACGCUAGUGGUGAGCUAAACAUUGUGAAAGGCUCACGUUCGCGUGACGAUUGCUGUAACUGAGCAUAAAAUAGUCAGUGAUUCCUGUCUUUCUAUUCUACAGCAUAUGGAUCUAAACACGGAGAUGGACCAUAUGUCUACAAACGAUAAGGGUCUUGACCCCUUAAUGCUUUUGGACCAAUUCUUUGAGCUGUGGAACAAUGAUGGUCUGAAGAUGCUACAUUUGGCUGCCAUCCAAGGAUUUCCAAAGCUGUCUGAGCCUCUAGAGGCCUUGCUAACAAUCCUGGAGAGAUGUCCGGGGAAACAGAAGGGUCGAAACCACACCCUGGGUUCUCACAUUCUCAUGGAAUUCCAGACGUGGAUAAAGGAACAUCCUCAGGUGAGCCUGAACUCUAUCUCUGAGGACAGAGCAGUGGAGCUUCAGAUCCGGGCUCUCGGCCUGCUGACAGACAUCCAGCCAGACUUUGUAGACGGCCUCAUCAACAUCUACCAACUCGAGUCCUUAGACCCCUCCAUACUGUGUUUGCAUAUUGUCAAGCUCCAGACUCUAAGAUGUUAUAAAGAAGCUAUAACGCUUAGCAUAAAAUUCGAAUUACAGACUGAACUCAAUCCAGAGGAGAUGCUUGUCCCACUGAUUUUACAAGACAAGUUGCAGUUGGCAGAGUCCUUUGUCAAAGGACACAGCCAUUUAGAACAACGGCUUGUCAUGUUACUAGACUCUUGGUGUCAUCCGGACUUCAACUUGGAAGAUAUAAGAAAGCAUUUUCCUCAACUCUCUCUGUCCAAACACUACGCAGCACAGGUUCAACCUAAAUUGCUCACCCGACAUGUCUAUCGACUGAUGGAAAAAUUCAAAAUUGAUCAAAGUCUCUGUCCAAAUGCUCUUCACAAAAGGAGACUGGACACUCUGCGUUACCUUAUGUUUAAGAGAUUUGGGGAGAAAACAAUGACAGAGGAAAAUUGGACUGAUCAUGUGCAAUAUGUUGUGGCAGAUGACCUCCAGCUGCAAGUCCAUUUGGUAGAAAUGUUGGUGAAGUACAGCUGUCUUCAGAAAGCUGCUCAGUGGUCACUGAGGUACAAAAUUCCCAGAAAUAGACUUCCACUGGGGGUAUGGGAAACGCAGCAGUCCCUGCCACCUGAUCAACAACAGAUAUGUUCUGAUCCCAUCACUCCAGAGGAGUGGGUGCCACCUCAGUCUCACUGCCAGAAGUUCUACCAGGUUCCGCUCACCAAAGACAAGGUCUACUUUAUAGAUACGCUGGAAACUCUUCACAGAUGCCAAAGCAUUGUCCUGAAGGAAGGUGGUAUAGUAGGACUCGACAUGGAGUGGCAGCCUACAUUUGGCUGUGCCUCUUCUCAGAAAGUGUCUCUCAUCCAACUUGCUAUGCUGGACCAAGUUUUCCUGUUGGACCUCUCAGCAAAAGCGUUCUGUCAGCAGCCUGAUCUACUCGGUUUCAUCAGGGCAUUGUAUUCUGAACCAAAUAUUCUGAAACUGGGUUAUAGCAUGAGUGGGGAUCUCAAGUGUCUCUCUGCCACCUGGCCUGAGCUAUCAGAGGAGCCGCUGAAGAUGGAGGGCUUUCUCGAUCUUCUUAGGGUACACCAAAAGAUUCAGUGUGGAAAGGUGAAUCAGUUACCAAGUGGCCCUAGGGAGGUCCUGGUUGGUGAGGACAGUGCAGAAAAAGGCCUCAGUCUGCUGGUGCAGCAGGUCCUAGGAAAGCCUCUGGACAAGACACAGCAGAUGUCCAACUGGGAGAAGCGUCCACUACGCAUCAGCCAAAUUAGAUAUGCAGUGGCAGAUGCCUACUGUUUGCUAGACGUGUUCUCCACUCUCUACAGCGACCCAGCAAGCUUUGGGCUGCCAGCUGACCUCCGCAGUAUCACUUCAGGCCAAUCAGAGACAAGAAAAGACAAGAAGCAGAAGGAAAAAAAGGGCAAGAAGACGGAACAGGCUCUUGGCAAAGAGGAAUGUCAGGGGGCUCAGAGGGUCACUCCCUCUCAUUCUGACAAAGUGAAAGGCCUCCUGUGUGGCAAGCUGCCCCCAGAAGAUUCCCCACCUCUACCCCCACAGCAGUUGCGGGUGGUGUGUGACAACAUGCUGCAGGGACUCGGAAGAUAUCUGCGGUGUUUGGGAGUUGACGUGGUCAUGCUGGAGAACAGCGACGAUCACAGAGUGGCGGCACAGCUAGCUCAAGCUGAAGGCCGUGUCAUCCUGACAUGUGGUCAGCCAUUCCAGACUUUGCGUUCCCAGGUGGGUGAAGGUCGCUGUCUUUCCUUAGACUGUUCAGAGAAGGCCAGAGACCAGGCCAUUCAGGUCCUCAGACACUUUAAUGUCCAGCCUUCUCCCAGCGAUAUAUUCAGCCGCUGUCAGGCAUGUAACAGUGAUCAAUAUGUGGCGAUUCCCAGAGCUGACAUGGUAACAAUGCUCAAAGAUAAAGGAUUUCUGCAGGAUCACAACACUGAGGGGAUGCUGGAGAAAUCCUGUCAGCAGGAAGAGCUGAGGCUCAAUGACACUGUGACCCUCAGCACGACCCCUGAACCCCCCAGGUACGCCACUCAGUGUCGCUGGGCCUCCCUUUCAGGACUGGACCGUGACACCCUGACCUUUCCCGGAGGGUCACCUAUUCAGCUGCACACCGUGCCCCCCGGCCUGCUGCAGAGGAUACCGCUGUUCUACGUCUGCACCAGAUGUGGCAAGGUGUUCUGGGAAGGCUCUCACUUUGACCGUGUCCUCUCUAUGUUCCAGGAAGUCUUACACGUAACAGAUGAGGACAGUAUCUCAGCUGCUGGGCAAUAGACACAAUGCCCAGAGCAACUGGUGCCAUGUUCUUAAGAGUACUGUUAAUUUGUCUGGUUUGUUUGUUUUUUUUACUUGAGUGAGAAAUGGAUGAAUGGUCUUUUUAAAAGUUUUAGAUUUUUUUUGUUUUAUGUCCAUAUUUAUAUUAUUUGAUUCAGCUUUUGUAGUCUUUUCAGGUUGAGAGUAUUUAUUUUUCUGCACUAUAGCAUGCAGCCAGUGUAUGGCUCUAUCACUCUUUGAGCCACCAAGUCAAAGGGCAGAAUUAGAGAGUAGGUGAGAAGUGGAGUGUAAGAGGAGCUGCACUGGUGCUACUUUCACUUGCUCGGUCUGGGAUGCCAGCUUUGUUGAUACAAGGAAUUGUUAACUUUUUUCCCAGCCUAAGGAAUCUGAAAGUUUUGUUUUUUUUUUUACUGUAAAGGAUAUAUAUUAUCCUUCCCCACUAUUAGAGUGAAUGUAUUGCUUUACCAGAUCAUCCACAGUACUGGGGAAUUUUUAUGCUCUCUUCUCCUCAGCUCACCUCAUGGGUUUUCUAUAAGAUUAAGACUGUCUAGUUUUUAGUUUUUCCAUUUAUUAUUUACCAUUUUCCUCCUAAAAGUCUUUCCAGACUCCGAAAGAUAAUUUUGUAUGUCUUUGGUGUGUCAAAGAGUUCAUGUUGAAAUUGUUUAACCAGUGUUAACAAGGUCUUAAGUGGAGAAACAAUGCCACAGUACAACAAACAUCAACCAUACUUUAUUUUCUUCAUGUUUAUUUGUUUCACACCAGAUGUUUCACUGAUGUUGAUGUAAAUUUCUGUUUUAGUUUGUUCUGACAAAAGAAGUUCCAGUUUUAGUCACAGUAGAAUUACAUAAAGUUCACGUCUGGUUGAAAUUUAGAUUGUUUUAGUGGUUAUUAUAUUACCAGCCUACUUACUGAGCAUGAUGGCAAAAAGAAAAAUCUGUUCUUAUCAGCGUCGGAGUUCAAUUUGUACAGUAAAAGUGUACCUUUCUUAAAAGAAAAGCAAUCCUCUUUUUUUCUAGUGCGUUAAACAUUUAAAGAUGAAGUUUAAAAACAAAUGGAAGUGUAAAUUACGAAUAAUUCAUUUACAGAAGUGAGGAGCAUAGAAAACAAAUGUCGGUACAGCUAGACAUCUCAAACCAACAUGUGUCAAGAGUAUAUUGUUUUUUUUCAUGCUACUGAAGAAAAUUUCUCAAAUCAAAUGUUUUUUUGUACAAAUUUUCUGUGUUGCUAUUAAAAUCGAACGCUCUUGAAUUGAGAGUAUGUUAAAUGUCAAAAAUGUCUGAUGGUUUAGACAAUACAAAAAUAAACUGAUUUUUCAUUUCAUUAUUAAACUGA
Molecule: messenger RNA, 4177 nt
Organism: Cyprinodon tularosa
Lineage: Eukaryota; Metazoa; Chordata; Actinopteri; Cyprinodontiformes; Cyprinodontidae
Gene: exd3
Product: exonuclease 3'-5' domain containing 3
Exons: 21
Coding region: 158-2845 (895 amino acids)
Biological process (GO): nucleobase-containing compound metabolic process
Molecular function (GO): nucleic acid binding; 3'-5' exonuclease activity
Source: RefSeq, a predicted model, not a curated record